Molecule: messenger RNA, 2489 nt
Organism: Perca fluviatilis (European perch)
Lineage: Eukaryota; Metazoa; Chordata; Actinopteri; Perciformes; Percidae
Product: L-amino-acid oxidase-like
Exons: 8
Coding region: 61-1626 (521 amino acids)
Biological process (GO): amino acid catabolic process
Molecular function (GO): L-amino-acid oxidase activity; polyamine oxidase activity
Source: RefSeq, a predicted model, not a curated record
AUCAGCAAACAUCAUAGCUUUUGUUGUUUAAGCCCCUCAAAAGACAGAAAGAAGACUGAGAUGGAUCCGCAUCGGGUGAAGUGGAAAUUAUUUGCUGCCAGUGUGCUGCUGCUCACAUUGUACCACAGCACCACUGCUGCUGUCAGCAUGAAGGAACACCUGGCUGAUUGUCUGGAGGACAAAGACUACGAUGAACUGCUGCAGACUGUGAAGAACGGCCUCCCGCACAUAAAUACAUCUCAUCAUGUUGUUAUUGUCGGAGCUGGCGUGGCUGGACUUACCACUGCCAAGCUACUGCAAGACGCAGGACACAAGGUAACCAUAUUGGAGUCGAGUGGCCGUGUUGGAGGACGGGUGGAGACCUAUAGGAAUGAAGAAGAGGGCUGGUAUGCUGAACUGGGAGCCAUGAGGAUCCCGAGUACUCACAACAUCGUCCGUUGGUUCGCUGAUGAACUAGGAGUCAAGCUGAAUCCAUUUUCCAUGAGUGACGACAACACAUUUUACCUGAUCCGUGGGUUGCGGAAAAGGACGUACGCUGUCAAAGCAAAUCCUGACAUCCUAAAGUAUAAACUGCCAAAAAGCGAGAGGGGGAAGUCAGCCAACCAACUGUUACAGCAAGCUCUGCAGAAGGUGAAAGAUGAAGUGAAGGCCCAUGGCUGCAGAGCUGCACUGAAGAAGUACGACCAUUAUUCUGUGAAGGAGUAUCUGAAAGAAGAAGGCAAACUGAGUCCAGAAGCAGUGAUGAUGAUCGGAGACUUACUCAAUGAACAGAGCCUCAUGCACCUGGCGUUGACUGAGAUGAUCUAUAUCCAGAGUGACGUCAGCGACAGCACCUUGUACGAUGAAGUGACUGGCGGUUCAGAUCUCCUAACCAAAGCUUUUCUUACUGUCCUUGAUGUCCCCAUCCACCUCAACUCUAAAGUCAAACGUAUCAGCCAAUCAGAUAAAGGUGUGAUUGUAUCGUAUCAGACAGGCCAGCAGUCCUCUUUGAUAGACCUUUCCGCUGACAUCGUCCUGGUAACAACCACAGCCAAAGCAGCCCUCUUCAUUGACUUUGAUCCACCUCUCUCAAUCAGAAAGAUGGAGGCACUGAGGGCAGUCCACUAUGAAAGCUCUACUAAAAUCAUUCUCACCUUCAGCGAGAAGUUCUGGGAGAAAGAUGGCAUCAGAGGAGGAAAGAGCAUCACCGACGGGCCCUCUCGUUUCAUCUACUACCCCAGCCACAGUUUCCCAACCAAUAAGACCAUUGGUGUCCUCCUGGCCUCCUACACCUGGUGUGACGAUUCCCUCCUCUUCUUAGGUGCAAGUGAUGAAGACCUGAAAGAGCUGGCUCUGAGAGAUUUGGCGAAGAUCCACGGUGAGAGGGUCAAGUCUCUCUGCACAGGGGUGGUGGUGAAAAGGUGGAGCGCGGAUCCUCACAGCUUGGGUGCCUUUGCUCUCUUCACACCCUACCAACAUUUAGAGUACUCUAAAGAGCUCUUCAGAAGUGAAGGCAGGGUGCACUUUGCUGGUGAACACACAGCCUUUCCUCACGCUUGGAUCGAGACAUCUAUGAAAUCUGCGAUCAGGGCUGCUACCAACAUUAACAAAGUGUCAGCUAGAACGCAACACCACGACGAGCUCUAGGGUCUACUUUCAAGGUCAAUCGGAUCUUAAAACGAGCACUUUUGCUUGGUUACCUUAGGAGUGAGUCUCAUUUAUUUGCCCUCCCACCAUGCAGCUCUAAUCGGCAUCAGACUGGUGGAUUUUUGGCAGUGAAAGAUGCUUGAUGUUGCUAAAAGUAUAAUCAGAUUUCAUUCACUUACACAGUGUUUUGAGCAAUUAAUGUCUAUGAUAACAAUCAAACUAAUGUUUUUUCAAUCUUAAUCCAUCCAUUCAUUUAUCCAUCCAUCCUUCCAUCCAUCCAUUGCAAGCAUAGCCAAUAACUGUUUUUGUCUAAAUGCAGUAAGGGCAAAAGUUGUUUUCUUGUUUUGGUUUAACCGAUUUUAUUCACAUGCAAAUUGUCCUGAAGACGGUAUUAUUUUCUGACACUGAUUUUUUGUUUUGCAAGAAAAGAAGAUGACUUGGAUCGUGUGUUAAAAUUGUGUUUAUUUAUAUUAUAGCCCUUUAUCUCAGCUUGCGCUAUUUUUUCUUUUGUCUUUGAUUCAUAUUUUGCUUUUACCUCUGUUUUUGUUUUGUUUAGUUAUUUAAUUAACAGUGUUGCAGGUGCCUGAGGCCUAAGAUUUUCAUUGCCAAUGACUACUUCUGUUAUUGUUGGGCACAUGAUCAAUAAAGAAAAUCAAACCAUGAGUUUAUGUUAAAUUAAUGUCAUAAUGUAAGAAAUAAGACAGAGGUGGAGUUAAAGAAUGUCUGUAGAAUAGAAUAUAACUGAUAUGUCUUCUUGGUAAUAGUGUAGAAAACUAGGCAGGUUAUCUUUAAAUGUCCCCUUUUUAUAUUUAUUUUUGAUAUAUUUGUGGCUCACUGCUGAAAACAAAUAAAAAACAUUAUAG